AUGUUGUUUCUUACACCAUCGAACAUGCUCUCGAUCUACGACUGGAUCAAUUACUUUCUUCUGCCGCAGCUCCUCUACACACUUUCCAAGAACAUCUAUCCCCCCUACCACUCCAGGACGGCCAAUAUCGUCUUCCAACUGAUCGGUUGGGUUUUUAUCACGACUAUCUAUCCACAUAUUACCGGCAAAUUGAUUGAGACCUCCCGGAACCUCAAGAAUCCCUCUGAGUUGGACGAAGAAGUAACUAUGGCUGCUGACCAUUCGAACCACGUUGAAUCCCAGUGGGACGUGGUGAUCAACGUCGAUGUCGUUGAGGAUGAGGGAUUUGUCAUUGUCCCGUCGAACGUGGUGGCUGUCAAUGACACGGAAGAUGAGGACUUCGUUAUUGUCCCGUCGGAAGUGGUGGCUGUCAAUGAGGUUGACAUGGUGAAGGAACCCAUUGCCAUCCCCCCUACCUCUGAACUCUUGGACGCUACCCUCGAGCUGGUAGAAGCCAAGGGGGUCGAGUCUGCUUUUACAUGUUUUUCUAUUAAAGAUGGGUACGCUCAUCAGCAGACACAGACCGACUUCAAGGUGGUGAAUACUUCGGCCUCUUCCUCUUCUGCUGAGGUAGUGAACGAGGCCAAGGAGAGCGACAGCGAAUGGAACCUUUUGAAUGCUUCUUCCUCAAUUGCUUCUGUGGCAAAUGGAGUCACCGAAAACGACAGCGGUGUCAAAUGGGUCUACGGCGACGAUGGUAAGGUGAAGGGGGUGGAGUAUAUCAACAUCCCCUCUACCUUAUACGGUGAGCGCAUGGAUGCCCUGAAAGCCUAUACCGUCUCCCCCUUUAUCCCAAACGGGGCACAACUCCGCGUGCUGAUUAACUUCACAAUCAAGCUGAUGGACGACGUGAACCGUGCGAAGGGUAUUAACGGGGAACUUUGUGACUUUAUCAACGAGCUCCUCUACAAGGACCACGUUAAGAAAGAGCCACAGACGGACCUAGACGAGGCUUCAGAGUCAGUACCCCCGGUUGUUCCCCCUUCUAACUUUCAUCUCUCGGAAGCUACUGAGAAGGUCUUCAAUCUGAUAGGAGGGUGCCCGAUUGAGCCCGACUAUGAAGUCGUUGAGCCCGGAUCCGUUCCUCAACAGACCAAUUUGGAGGAGGUUGCGGAGACUGGAGAUACUGACUCUACCACAGUCGAUGCCGACGCCGAGUGGGAGAUCCCGAGUGUCAAGAAGAUGGACGACCAGGAAGACGGUGCGGAUGAAGUAGAUAACACGCUUACUGUUACUGCUGCUAAUGAGGACGAUAGAUUUGAAUUUGUCCCUGCAAUGAACGCAGUCGCAAUAGAUCUAUUUAGUCCUGCCGCAUUUGACUGGGCGCUCGAUAAAGAGGAGGAACAGGAGAACGAGGAGCGCCUAAAAGAACUCCUCCGUCCGUCUGCCUUUGACUGGGCAGACGAAGCUGACGGCGACGACGAAGAGUCCGUCGUCGCGCGGGAUGAGAACGGUUUCCCCCGAGGUAUGCUCUAUAACUCUUUCCCCGAAGGCGAGAAUUGGGCCAUGGACCAGGGGCUGAUGUCAACAGACAUGAACGGUUUCCCGGAAAUGCAAGCUACUCCCCCUUCUGGCUUGGCGUCGACCGACGGCGGUGAAGAUGAAACGGCGAGAAACUUCCCGGAGCAGGAUGGCCCCAUAGUUCAUCAUUAUAACUGGUUAGGGGCCCCUGUUUUUGAGCAAAGCGACACGCCCCCGGAAGUUUCUCUCCUUGUCCGGUCUGUGCCCCGCAAAAGACUGGGGCGCAGUGACAAGUACCGUUUCCGGUCCAUAAUGCACAGAGCUGAGCUCUUCAUUGACCCUGUCAUUGUCAUGCUCGAGGAGGGGGUCAAGCGCCAGACCCAAUUUGAGAGAGUCACGGAGCUUGUACGCUAUGCUACCGGGCGGACAUUCAAGUUCUACUCCCCGUAUGGUGCGUGGGUUGCAGACCCUCAAGAGAAUGGCUCGAUUGUUGUGGAUGAACAAACGGAAGAUGUUGAAAUGAAUGAGAGAAACAUACUCAACAAUGGACGCCUGGGCUGCAAGCUAAAAUGCAGCCCAUCAUACGGCUUGGAAAGGGAGUUGCGUUCUCGGCGAGAGCACUUUCGGGUCAGGACCCGAAGUCAGAAGCCCUCGCCAUUGAGGCAGAUCAUGACGGUGGAUGAUCUGUCUCCAGAAAACGGUGAGACAGUGACCAGGAACCCGCUCGCGAUCCUCACCGAUGAGGAGUCCCAGCAGGGGGACUCUAGCACUGAUCAGUCCGUCUUCAGUUCAGCUACGGACUCUUCUCAGUCGGAUUCCGAUUCCGACUGGGAGGACAUAGAGAUGUCCGAUGAGCUGAGGAACAUCGAUCUGGGGGGCAAACCCAGAGGUAAAGUUUCCGAGCCUCAGGCAUCCGACUUGAAUUCGGAUUUCGAAUUGAAAGAAACCUGGACUGACGUUUCGAGAAAGGACUGUUUGUUGAGCGAUCCAGACCCCGUUGAGUCGCAGGUCGCGACGCUCAUCGAGUCACCGAAGUCUGACUCUUUGAGCAUGGGCUGGAUCAAAGACUUCAUACCAUGGUGCCCAGAACCGUACCGUAAAGUGGACGGUCUGGGUCAUAAUAAAUUGGGACUCUGUCCCAAUGUGCAGGUCACUGUCUACCCCGUACUACUUGACUCGGGGCCUGUUCCUGCUCUUGCCCUUGAAAAAGAGUGGGUUAAGGUUGACGGAGACUUGCCAACGUCGCUGUACUCCCGCGAGAUCGACGAGAUACGGCUUCCUUGGGAGCCUGAGCUGUCAGACAGCUCAGACGUCGACAGCCUGUCGUCGGGCACCUUCUCACACAACGUCGACACCUAUCACUCGAUCGUGUCGGACGAAUUCAACGCCUCUUUCGACGGCGAUGAGAGGAUGGUCUCCAGCGGGAGCCUUUCUCUAAUUACCGAUUCUGUCACUAGUACCCUGCAGCUAUCUUCUUCCCAAGAAGAUGCAGCUGCUGUGCCGCUCCCUCCGUCGCCUACCCUGGGACGUAAAAUUCCCAAAUGGCGAACACGCAGAUCCCGAGCCAAUCUCAGACGGCCCGUGGCUCUUCGGCACAGGGUAACCCCCCUCCGCACGACGCUGCCAAUUAGGCGAUCCCUCUCCACGAUGGCCAACAAAGACAAGAGAUGCCACUGUGGGAGGAGGAUUUCGUUGCUAGACGAGCCUGCAGAACCUGAGCCUGCUCCCUCAAAUUCAGGCUCCGAAUGCACGUUCCCGGCAGACUACGACUCCUUCAACCGGCUGGGGGUAAAGCCACCGAGGAGACGGUUCAGUCCUUUGGCUCUUCUUGAGAAAUGCAUCUCCAAAGCCCGAAAUGGAGCUCGUGCACUUUUUAAGAUGACCGAGAAGGAGCGCGAGCCGGAGGAGGAAAAUGGCAGGAAGGUGAGGAGAAAGUUGACAAAGCGGAGGAAGGAGCGACGUGAUGAGUAG
Messenger RNA from Aspergillus affinis, 3471 nucleotides. RefSeq lists its product as uncharacterized. The transcript is spliced from 3 exons. NCBI's taxonomy places the organism in Eukaryota, Fungi, Ascomycota, Eurotiomycetes, Eurotiales, Aspergillaceae. The record is from RefSeq and is a predicted model, not a curated record. The coding region runs from base 1 to 3471 and encodes 1156 amino acids.